GCCGCCGCCUCCAUGAAGGCCUCCGAGGGUUCGGGCCGCGCGCCGCCGGGGCCAGAGGCGGCCUCGGCCCUGGCGGACGCGUUGUGCGAGUUCGACGCGGUGCUGGCCGACUUCUCGUCCCCUGGCCACCGACGCCGCUUCCGCUACGAGGAGCACCUGGAGCGGAUGAAGCGGAGAAGCAGCGCCAGCAUCAGCGACAGCAGCGGCUUCAGCGACUGCGACAGUGCAGAUUCCCUCUAUAGGAAUAGCUUCAGCUUCAGUGACGAGAAGCUAAACUCCCCAACGGUCUCCACCCCAACACCGCUCUCGCCGACAGCCGUUCCUUGGAAAGCCAAACUCGGAGACACAAAAGAAUUAGAAGACUUUAUUGCUGAUCUUGACAGAGCAUUAGCAAGUAUGUGACUCCAGGAAUCAUUCCCAGCCAUUUGGGACAUUCCUCGAGGGGGAAACUUCCAAAGCAACGAAGGUCCCGGGAAACCAGCCACGAGCAAGGGCGACUAGAGCAGGCAAGGAGGCAGUUACAUUCCGGUGGCUCUGUGGUUCCUCAGAUUCUCCUCAACAUCGGUGAAAUUGUCAUCCUUUUCCCUACGCAGCAAGUUAAAUCAGAUGGCUCACUGGGCCAAUGUUUGCUUAAAGCGGAGCUUGAUGCAAUUGUAAACGCUUGUAGCAGGGAAUUUAUUUGUAAUUUUAAAUAGUUGGAAACAGUAAGGAUGCUUUCCCCUUUCAUAAUAUAUUUUUAUAUGCAAAUAAAAUUGGAAGUAGCAUCUU
Messenger RNA from Tachyglossus aculeatus (Australian echidna), 768 nucleotides. It is a transcript of the gene RGCC, whose product is annotated as regulator of cell cycle. Gene Ontology annotation, cellular component: cytoplasm. Gene Ontology annotation, biological process: regulation of cell cycle. The record is from RefSeq and is a predicted model, not a curated record. Gene Ontology annotation, molecular function: protein kinase binding; protein kinase activator activity. The coding region runs from base 13 to 402 and encodes 129 amino acids. The transcript has 5 exons. Lineage: Eukaryota; Metazoa; Chordata; Mammalia; Monotremata; Tachyglossidae.